Molecule: messenger RNA, 2265 nt
Organism: Phycodurus eques (leafy seadragon)
Lineage: Eukaryota; Metazoa; Chordata; Actinopteri; Syngnathiformes; Syngnathidae
Product: inward rectifier potassium channel 2-like
Exons: 2
Coding region: 321-1544 (407 amino acids)
Biological process (GO): regulation of monoatomic ion transmembrane transport; potassium ion import across plasma membrane
Cellular component (GO): plasma membrane
Molecular function (GO): inward rectifier potassium channel activity
Source: RefSeq, a predicted model, not a curated record
CGCGUGACACGCGCGCACACAAAGACGCACGCUCUUCGCGCGGGUCAGGUCCAAGGACCCGGAUGACGCGAACUUUCAGAACCAGAAGCUUGUGAAGAACAAGAAAAGAAGAAGCUCGCCGCUGGGAUGCCGGAUGAAGUUUGACGUGCACGAGCAAACUCAACUUUUCGAUCCAAAUUACACCGCCCGUGACAAAGGAGCGACUCCCGCCUCCCGCCGCGAUCAGGCGGCAUCGUUUCCCGAGCGAGCGUUGUUCCUCGAGCGCCUCCAAAGUGCUCCCGCGACGCUUCCCGCGCAAACCGCGACCGCGGGCCCGGGCCAUGGGCCGCUACGGCGGUACGGCGUCCUCCGAGGAGGCGGGCGCCAAGCUGGCUAACGGCUACGGCAAAGCCCGCACGCGUCCGCAGCGGGCGAGCCGCUUCGUGAAGAAGGACGGCCACUGCAACGUCCGCUACGUCAACGUGAGCGAGAAGGGUCAGCGCUACCUGGCCGACAUCUUCACCACAUGCGUGGACGUGCGCUGGCGCUGGAUGCUGCUCAUCUUCUGCUCGGCCUUCCUGCUCUCCUGGCUCUUCUUCGGGUGCGUCUUUUGGCUCCUCGCCAUCUUCCACGGCGACCUGAAGGUCCACGCCGGGCACAAGUGCGUCUCCAACGUCAGCACCUUCACGGCCGCCUUCCUGUUUUCCGUGGAGACGCAGACCACCAUCGGCUACGGCUACCGCUACGUGACGGACGAGUGCCCGGCCGCCGUCUUCGCCGUAGUCUUCCAGAGCAUUGUGGGCUGCGUCAUCGACGCCUUCGUCAUCGGCGCCAUCAUGGCCAAGAUGGCCAAACCCAAGAAGAGGAACGAGACCCUGGUGUUCAGCCACAACGCCACGGUGGCCAUGAGGGACAACAAGCUGUGCCUGAUGUGGCGGGUGGGCAACCUGCGGCGCAGUCACCUGGUGGAGGCUCACGUACGGGCGCAGCUCCUCCGCUCCCGCACCACGGCCGAGGGCGAGUACAUCCCGCUGGACCAGACCGACAUGGACGUGGGUUUCGACAGCGGCGUGGAUCGCAUCUUCCUGGUGUCGCCCAUCACCGUGGUGCACGUGAUCGACGAGGACAGCCCCUUCUAUGGCGUGGGCAAACGGGACCUCCGCGCCUGCGACUUUGAGGUGGUGGUGAUCCUGGAGGGCAUGGUGGAGGCCACCGCCAUGACCACGCAGUGCCGCAGCUCCUACGUGGCCGGCGAGAUCCUGUGGGGGCAUCGCUUCCGACCCGUGCUCUUCGAGGAGAACGACUACUACAAGGUGGACUACGCACGCUUCCACGCCACCUACGAGGUGCCCGGCACACCGCAGUGCAGCGCCCGAGAGUUGGCGCAGAACAAGUACACGGUGUCCGCCUCGGGAUCCUUCUGCUACGAGAACGAGACGGCGACGGACGCUCGGGAGGACACGGACGAGGGCAACGGCGGCAGCGUCGGACCCGACGCCGUCCGGGACGCCGACCGCGACCGGACCGCCGCCGCCGCGCCGCUCAGACGAGAGUCAGCGAUAUGAACCGCACGCAAGCCAGUCGACCGCCACUUCGGAACUUUGAGUUCCGAACUUAAGAGGCGACGGCGCCCCCUCCCUCCGCGCUGCGGGAUCGCCACUCGUGUGACCGUCAAAGGGGGCGUGUCCAGCCACGGUACAAGCGGGAGACGCCAUUGGCCGACCGUGUCGGUGGCUCGCUAUCGAUGUUGUACAUUCGCGUCGUCGUCGUCGAUCUUCUCUUCCUCGUCCUCUGCCUUCGCUCCCUUCUCCCAAUCUUCUUCCUCCUCCUCCUCCUCCUCUUCUUCCAUCUUGCCCUCUUCUCUUUUUUCCACGCCUGAUGCCAGCGUGCCAAAAACCUUUGGAUCAUGAUUCAUAUUCCUAACGAAUAACCAAAUCAGUGUUUCUUCUUUUGUUUUGUUAACGGUACAAACACACGUCUUCCGUCUUCCCUUCUCCAUCUUCACCGAGGAGACCUCCGCCAAGGCACUUUUGGAUCGGAUACAUUAUUCACGCUAUAUUAACGGGGGACGAAAGUCUUUGCGGGAUUUAUUAUUCAAGCUUCUUGGAAUUUUCUAACAAACUUUGCAAUCGCGACGUGCAUCCCGGGUGGAGCUCAAUCAAAUAAACAAAUAAAACAAACGUGGAAAUAUGUUCACACUUUUUCGACCGGGAAUAAUAAGACGUGAUUAUUAUUAUUAUUAUGAUUGUAUUGCCUCCUUUUUCUUUUCUUUUUUUUUCAAUAAAA